AUGGCCGAACCGUCGCCUAAGCGCCGCAGGACCUCCGCCGAACCCCCUGUCGUCACCGAGAAUGGUGAUUUCCGCCCGCGCAAUGCCCUACGAAGGACGCCUCCGCGCCGUGCGUCAUUUCUGUCUCCAACCAGAGCCAGCCUUGCCCGUUUCAACCCCGAGGUCCUGUCCAGACGCGCCUCCGCCGCCUCCGCAGCUCCUGAGCCCGACGAGCCGUCGCAGCCGCCCAGCCGUGGACAGCGGGCCCUAUCGUACGUGCUGGGGGAGAGCCAGCAGAACCCAGGCCUGCCGUCAGAAGGAAACAAUGCUGCUGCCGCACCACAGCAGGACGGUGGCGAUCAGCGCAGACGCUCGAUAGGUGGGCGUCUGCUGCCGACCAGAGACGUGCUUCAGGCCGCCGCCGCGGACCAAUUGGCGCAGGAAAGUGUGGCACAAGCGGAGGAUGACUUGCCCACAUAUCCGACAGGGUCACCUGCUGCGAGGCCGGACUUACCGCCGGAGCAGGCGCUUUUCUCCUCGCCGAGUAAGAAGGCGAGGAGGAACAAGUCCCUUGGCCAGCGCUUGUCGUCGCCGUUCAAACCGCGGGAGCUGCCUUUGAGGCCGGAACCUGCAGAGCAAGACCUGGAUGCUGGCGCAGGCAACAUGAGACUGGCGGAGAGACGACAAGUAGAAGAGUCCACACAGGGAGUGGAUUCCACCGCUUUCGAAAGUAGGCCACCGCCCGAUGUGCCAAAGGUGGAGGAUGAUUCGAAAGAGAAGCAGAAGCAGAAGGAUCGCCUUCAAAAGCAAUUGCAAGAGAUGCAGGAAGAAAUUAGACAGUACGAGCAGGAGAUUGAGCGCAACCGCACAGCUUCUGGAGAAGAUAGUGCCGAGGACAUGUCUGCCUUGGUCUCCCUCAUUACCAAGGCCAAUCCGCCCCCAUCGUCAUUAAAACCAGAAGCCCCAUCACUGUCCUCUCUACUAUCGGCCUUCUUGCCUCUAGCAAAACCCAUCCGUCCUCCCACGCCUCCGCUCGAGGAACCAGAAGAAGCUUUGCCUUCGCACGCGCCCAUCGAAUUAGAGAAUCCGCUUCCAUAUUUGCGAUUUAUCACUACGUUUGAGUACGACUCGAGGAUAGAUGUAGGGGAAGAGAUAGGGCACCAGAUUCACUCGAUUAGCAUACGCUCGCCGGAUUCUCUCCUUCAUCUCGAGUUGAAGCUAUCCGCAAACCCAGCCACCCAAAGUGUCACGAAGCUAGAGAUUGCUUCGCUCUCGCCUUGGGCUUCUCACGAUCUGGGCGCGUGGAUCAAGCUGCGAGCGGCGGAGAAUGACAUUGGUGCAGUUUGCUGGGCUACCGAAUCCUAUUAUGACGUUGCCGUCAAGCGUGCGAAGUGCUGGGCGAAGUGCUACAGGAAGUUCGGUCACCUCUUGGACCAUGGCCCGCCGGUGCAAGAUGGGCGAGGCAGCGGCAAGAGAACUGUUCAGCGUGUUGGAACGCAUCAAGAGGUUCCCACGAGCUCGAAUCUCCUAGAAGAGGAGACCGAAGAGGUUUCAGGCAUCGGCAAUGAUGUCGCAGUUGGCGAUCAAGAAGACAGGCGGAUUAAGAGAUUGGAAUUGAUGUACGGACUUGGCCGCGAAAGAAUCAAUCUGCGGAGUAGGCAGGUGUUGUUUAAGGUCUCUUGGAAGAUUCGGUUCGACUGGACUGGCGAGGCGGAGUCGGUGGUUGGUGCAGACGUGGCUCUACCUGGCGUCUGGCGCGAAGCAGAUGAUCGAGGCUCGCUGCGCAAAAUCCCUGCAACGUUUGACAAGCUUGUAGGCGAAAUGGGUGUCUUCGAGGCAACGAAGACUAUGGUCGGGUUGCUUUUCGCCGAAUAA
Diplodia corticola is the source of this 1854-nucleotide messenger RNA. RefSeq lists its product as uncharacterized. NCBI's taxonomy places the organism in Eukaryota, Fungi, Ascomycota, Dothideomycetes, Botryosphaeriales, Botryosphaeriaceae. The transcript has 2 exons. The coding region runs from base 1 to 1854 and encodes 617 amino acids. The record is from RefSeq and is a predicted model, not a curated record.